Aspergillus heteromorphus CBS 117.55 is the source of this 663-nucleotide messenger RNA. RefSeq lists its product as uncharacterized. NCBI's taxonomy places the organism in Eukaryota, Fungi, Ascomycota, Eurotiomycetes, Eurotiales, Aspergillaceae. The transcript is spliced from 2 exons. The record is from RefSeq and is a predicted model, not a curated record. Bases 85 to 663 code for a protein of 192 amino acids.
GCACCAUCCUGCAAUAUCAUUGAUUCAUGUGAAUCCUACCCAGAGUACACAGGGUGCCGAUGAAACACCGGCAGAUCCAACAGCAUGGUCCUUAGCGAAGAUGACAAGAGGGAAUACCAGAAGCCGUGGACGGUAGGGAGACACUUGGAUAUUUCUGCCGGGUAUAUUUUCCAGAUCAUAAAUCCUGCCACUAAGAGUUGGCAGCCGUCACAAGGAACUCCCUGGGCUGCAGAUCCGCCAAAACAUCUGAUCCCUCGCCUAAUCGGGCUGGCCAGUAAACGCCAGCCGGGAUCAGCGCCAGAGAAGUCCCCGAAAGGAUGCAGCGUGAAGAACCAUGGCGGUACCGAGGGCGGCGUUUCCGUCAAAUUUACGGCUUCCGAGAAAGGAAAAUUGGCUGGAGGCUUCAGUGAGCACCAGAGUCGAGUUGGUGGCUCUGCUGAGAGAGACCGUGGACGGCUGAUCUGCCGUCAGCAUUUGAAUAUCGCCGGGGCCCGGUUGACGAGUGGCCAAUCAUCCCGUUUCCAGGGAGGCGAGCUGGGAAGAGACCAAUCCGAGGGGCCCAAGAAGCAGCACAUCUGCUGGCGCGGUCCUGAUCCUGGCACUGUGAAAGCGAUGGUCAGGGGAGUUCGUAUCCAGACUGGAAGCUCGACGCGAGUGGGCUGA